GAAGUACAUGUAUAGCUUGGUAUUUGGCAAUUGCACAGGGUCUGGUCACAUUUAAAAUAUGCACAAUUUAAAUAGCUUGAACUAAGCACAGCAUUUGUUGCAAUUUUUGAUUUUUGUAUACUAAUGUGCACACAUUUUAAGCAAGAGCGCAGCGGCUUCGACAGCAACACAGUAUAAAGAAUGUCUGAAGAUCCACGCAACGAGGCUGUUCUGCAGAAUGUGGAAAAGCUAGUGAAAUGCUUGGCUGGUGCCGGCUUCACCACAUCGGAGAGACGCUCGCUGAUGCAAUACGCAGUGCACAAGAUACGGAACCAUCGCUUCCUGAGCACCAACAGCCAUCAGGUGCGCCGCUCCAUCGACAACAUGGUCGAGCGGUUUCACUAUGAGGGUAUGCUGAACCAGGCGGAGGCUGUGCGUCACCUGAGCACGCUGAUAAUGAAUCAUGAGUCGUGGAGGGAGCACUACGAGGUGGAUGUGCAAUAUUCGCUGCUCGAUUUCUUGCUCCACAUGACACACGAGCCCAUUCAGACGAUGCGACGCAACAGAAACCGGAUGCAUGAGCGUCUGUUGGCCAUUAAAGAUGCCCUCAAAACGGCGCCAGACACCGAUGAAGCCGAGGAGCUGCCACAACCCAACCUUGCAGAAACGGACAUCGAUUGGGUGGCACUACUAAGCAAGGACUUUAUUACACUACCCAGCAAAAGUUACGGCAGUGACAGCAGCCUAAGCGAUUGGACCGAUGAGACUAGCAGCGAGGAGAGCUCACAAUACGAAGAACCGCAGGAUUCCAAGACGAGCUUGGAUCAGAAGAACAUGGCCGAGGUGUAUGCCAAAAGCCAAAAUUAUCCCAGCGGCACCAAUACGUUUGUGCCACUGCCGCAGCCCACAGCCGGACGGCCAAAGAAAGUCUUUCGCAUAACGCAACCGAUGUCCAUAUCGUUCAGCGGCAUCCAAACGCGGCCCAAUUGGUGUACGCUGCCAAAGCUGCCGGCGCUGCAGCCACCGCAAAAGCAGAUGCCGUACAUAUAUAGCAUAUUUGAUGCCAACCAUUUGGCCAGGACCAUCCAUUCACAUUGGUGGCGCCAGGACAUAAAGAUCCACACGCUGACGCCGACAAAUGACGCGUGCGCCAACUUUGCCAUUGCCCAUGUCCAGCAUUUGAAUAGGCAUGUGCGCGGCCUGCUCAGGCAUACGUUGCCCAAUACCGUCACCGAGACCUGCCUGCUACGCGAGAUAAUCUUUAUGUUCUUCGAGCCGGCCAACUGUUGCUUCUUCGAGGUGCAGCCGGAGCAGCGGACGCAGAUGCAGAUCAAGGUGCGCCCGAAUGUAUCCAUCUGUAGCGUCAGCAGUGGCAUACUCAAGAUCACGCUGGAGGACGAGGUGCUGCCGGCCAUGCGGGCCAUGCACCAGCUGCGUCAACUGAUCAAGGAGCUGACACUGCCCACCAGCUAUAUGCCCAGCACUGGCACCCUGGAGUGCUUUGCCGUCGGCCUGCGCGAUCUAAUACAGCCCAUCGUUCAGCGUUUGUUGGCCUUUGAGCGGCGAUUGCUGGACAAGGCCGCCGGCAAGCCGGAGUCGAACCUAACGCUAAUAUACUUUAUACGGCACAUGAACGACGAGUUUCAGCAACUGCAGCAGCUCCAAUUGCUGGCAUCUGAUGCGGUUGUUCAGGCGCCGGCGCAUCUGCGAAGCGCCUAUUUGCUGACACAGCUCUACAAGCACACCAGGGUACAUGUGCCGCAUCAGAAGAUGGCCACAGCGCUGCUGCUGAUCACACUGAAGCGCUACUGCGAUAUCAGUGACAAUUGGUGGCGCCACGCUCAGCUGGCUGACUGUCGCGACGAGUAUAUUGUGGAAUUCUGUCGAGAAGAUUGGGUGGCCGCUGGCCAAGGCAUACGCGAGCGUUGCCUGCCAGCAGACGCUGAUGCGUCGCAUCAAGCGAUUCUCGACGAGCUGCAAGGCUGUGCAUUCUAUAAGCUGCUCAUUACGUAUGCUCUGGAGUCCGGUGAGACGCAGGAUCUGCUGGCCAGCAUUGGCCUGCUGGGCGAUUUGGUUAAUACCAGUCAACAGCUGGGCCCACUGCACUCGGACCUGACCAAGCAGCUCUUCAACGAGCUCCAGAGCUUCGGCAGCAGCGGCGUACAUCCAGUGGGUCGGCGGCGUGCCAGCGUCCAGGAGCUGGCACGUCUGGAGCUAAAGCAACACGACGAACAGCUGCUAAAAAACACCGACAAGCUGGGCAAUACCGAGAUUAUGGGUCUAUUCACGCAGCACAUUAGACGCGCCUAUGCCCAGCAAAUUCACAUGGAGCAGACCACGCCGCCGGUGCAGCUGCUCGAUAUUAUUGAAGCACUCGAGCAGUGCACAACGCUGAAGCUGCCGCAAUUGCUGCCCCGUGCAUUGGGCCGCGUGCUGCGGCAGCGCUGCGAUUUGGCCAAUGUAUAUGUGAUGCGCUGGUAUCGCGAGGAGCUGCAGCUGGGCGAUCAUGUGCGCUUUUUGCGCCACAUACUCAUGUUGGAGGCCGACUAUCUGAUGUAUCCAUUCUAUACUAGCCUCUUUCGCCAAAUCGAAUCCGGCCAGAGGUGGGCGCGUUCAUCGCAGCUUACCACGGAACUUUACGACAUCCUCGACGCACACUAUCCGAGCAUGGCCUGCGAGCUAUAUGUGGAGCUAAUUUCACAAUCGCACUCACAGUCCAGCAAGGUGUACGAGGCACUGGAUGCCAUUGGCAUGGUGUAUAUAAUGCCACCGGCUCUAUCCCGCAUCAUAACCGAGAAGCAUAUGGCAUACUACAAUAACAUUUGGCGUCUCAUGCUGAAGGUCAAGUGGGCCGCCUGGAAGCUGGAGAAUAUGCAUUUUAUACGCCGUGAACCCAAAGAUGUUUACGGGCCGCUCGAUCUGCUGGGUCUAACGGUGCGUCGUCUGGAAAUGCUACGUUUCUGGCUGAUCUAUUUGAUCAACAGCCUGCACACACAUCUCUGCACCCAUGUUAUGCAGGCCAUUGGUGGUCAGUUUGAUGAGCAGCUGAAGAAGAUUGGCACCAUACGUGAACUGGCCAAAUUGCAUCACGAGUAUCUGAUGUGCUUGGCCAAUCAUUGUAUGCUCACCGAAGACUUUGAGGAGUUCUGCACGGCGCUGGAGCAGAUAUUCCAUCUGGUGUUUGUGCUCGACAUGGAAUGGAAUAGCUGCGGCAACUAUCUAAAUGCAUCCCACGCGCUCAGUCUGGACUUGAGCUUUGAGUACGAUGAUCUAAGCCUGGAGAAGACGACCAAUUCCAAUUCGGAUAUCAAUGAGUGUACCAAGGCCAUGGAAUAUCUGGCGCUCAACCAGGUGGGCGAAAUCGAAGGCACCUAUAUACGCUGCCAUCAAAUGUUGGGCAGCAUACUCACGGCUCUGGUCUACAAGCACGAUUAUAAGUUCUUGAAUUCCCUGGAAGUGGCCAUCAACUCGAGCCUGCCCUGUUAAACAGCGUAGAUGUAGUUAAUUAAACGUAAUCUUCAUCUU
This is a messenger RNA of Drosophila novamexicana, 3504 nucleotides long. It is a transcript of the gene Grip128, whose product is annotated as gamma-tubulin complex component 5. Gene Ontology annotation, cellular component: gamma-tubulin complex; spindle pole; equatorial microtubule organizing center. The transcript has 5 exons. The record is from RefSeq and is a predicted model, not a curated record. Gene Ontology annotation, biological process: spindle assembly; microtubule nucleation; mitotic cell cycle. The coding region runs from base 181 to 3465 and encodes 1094 amino acids. Gene Ontology annotation, molecular function: gamma-tubulin binding; microtubule minus-end binding. NCBI's taxonomy places the organism in Eukaryota, Metazoa, Arthropoda, Insecta, Diptera, Drosophilidae.